Taeniopygia guttata (zebra finch) is the source of this 1807-nucleotide messenger RNA. RefSeq names its product cysteine-rich protein 2. The record is from RefSeq and is a predicted model, not a curated record. NCBI's taxonomy places the organism in Eukaryota, Metazoa, Chordata, Aves, Passeriformes, Estrildidae.
GGCGGCAGCCCCGCCCCGGCUCCCCCCGGGCGGCGGUGGGCGGGGGCCGGGCGGAGCGGGGCGCACGGCGCGGCACAUCACAGCACGGCUCGGCACUGCACGGCUCGGCUCGGCUCCGCUCUCCCGCCAUGGCAUCCAAGUGCCCCAAGUGCGACAAGACCGUGUACUUCGCUGAGAAGGUGUCUUCCCUGGGCAAGGAUUGGCACAAGUUCUGCCUGAAGUGUGAGCGCUGCAACAAGACCCUGACCCCGGGUGGGCACGCUGAGCACGAUGGGAAGCCCUUCUGCCACAAGCCCUGUUAUGCCACACUGUUCGGCCCCAAAGGGGUGAACAUCGGCGGGGCCGGCUCCUACAUCUAUGACAAGCCGCAGAUCGAGGGGCAGACUGCUCCAGGACCCAUCGAGCACCCGGUGAAGGUGGAGGAGAGGAAGGUGAAUGCUGCACCUCCCAAGGGACCCAGCAAAGCCUCCAGUGUCACCACCUUCACCGGGGAGCCCAACAUGUGCCCACGCUGUGGCAAGAGGGUCUACUUUGCUGAGAAGGUGACUUCACUGGGGAAGGACUGGCACCGUCCCUGCCUACGCUGUGAGCGCUGCAGCAAGACGCUGACCCCAGGGGGACACGCCGAGCACGAUGGACAGCCGUACUGCCACAAGCCCUGCUACGGGAUCCUCUUCGGCCCAAAGGGUGUCAACACCGGAGCUGUGGGAAGCUACAUCUACGACAAAGACCCUGAGGCGAAGAACCAGCCCUAAGCAGCGUCCCUGCCCACCUGCCCGCUCUGUGCCCCUCCUGUACUAACCUCCUGCUCCAGCCCGAGCAGACCCUCACCAGGCUGGCCACGGAGCUGUGCCCUCUCUGCUGGCUCUACUCUGGGCAGGACAGCUCUGCCCCUGGGUUAUUAUCAUGGUCUCUAAUAUAAGCUUCAGUGUUUUAAGGCUAAGGUAGAAGGUAUCUCUGGUGGUUCCCAAUGCGCUCUGCCCUCCCCAGCCCUCCCACCAGCCCCCCGAGUGUGGGAGGCAGCAGGGCAGGUGUGGUGAUGUCCCUGUGGGCAAGGGAUGGCAGGUGGCACCCAAAGGGCUGAGGAUGGAGGAAGGUGGUGGCAGGAAUCCCACCGUGGGAGGGUGCUCCAGGCUGUCCCUCAGUGCUUGGGGUUGGGGUGGGGGUGCCCAGCCCUCUUUCUCACCAGCUGCUGGAGAUGUGUGACACCUGGCAGCACUGCCCUUCCCCUGGCCCUUCCCAGGUUCUAUGCCUUGGCUCUCACUGUCCCUGGGUCCCACAGCUGGCCCUGUCCACUGUUAGGUCUGGCAGCUCCCUCCAUCCCUGUCUUUGAAUCCCUGUAGGUGCACCCAGGCAGGUGCCCCAGCCUGCUCUGUGGGCUGGUUUAGGUUGGUGCCCCCCAGCCUGAUCCUCCUGGAGGCACAGCCUGUGCCAGGGGGCACCUGGCAGCUGCAGCCCUGGUGGAGGGGGCUCUCCUCUCCCCACCUUUGGAGGACAGAGCGCAUUGGGCUGGUGGCCUGGGCAGCAGGACCCCCCCUGCUUCCCAGGGCUGGAGGUUUCUCAUUGUUGUUGUUUAUUUAUAAUCAGUUGUAAAUGUGCUCCUCGCUUUGGAGAAUGACACGUACCCCCUCUCACCCGUCCCCCCGUGCACGCUCAGCCCUGCUGCUGCCCAGGAGAGCAGGGAGGGGGCUGGGGCAGGACCCGCCGGGCAGCGAGCCCUGGGUGCCAGCACCCUGCUCUCGCCAGGCUCCCUGCGCUGCGGCAGGGCUGACUUUUGUUAUUUGCUGACAAUAAAGGUUUUGAGAGA